Molecule: messenger RNA, 1290 nt
Organism: Pipistrellus kuhlii (Kuhl's pipistrelle)
Lineage: Eukaryota; Metazoa; Chordata; Mammalia; Chiroptera; Vespertilionidae
Product: zinc finger protein 501-like
Exons: 2
Coding region: 1-1290 (429 amino acids)
Biological process (GO): regulation of transcription by RNA polymerase II
Molecular function (GO): DNA-binding transcription factor activity; RNA polymerase II cis-regulatory region sequence-specific DNA binding
Source: RefSeq, a predicted model, not a curated record
AUGAGAAGGCGCAAGAGUCCUGAUCCCCACCAACCAGCCUCUCAGGUGACCAUUUCUGGGCCUGGGACAGGAACCACUGUGCCCCUGGCUGCCCCCUCUCCUGUCACCCUCACCGCAUUCAACCCACAGAGGCCCCCAUCUGAGGUUGGUGUGACCUUUGAGGAUGUUGCUGUGCGCUUCUCUAAGGAGGAAUGGUGCCUCCUUGAUGAGGUUCAGAGACACCUGUUCCUGGAAGUGAUGCUGGAGAACUUUGAACUCACAUCCUCUCUAGGUUGCUGCUGUGGAGCAGAGGAUGUGGAGGUACCUACUGAAGAGCUUAUUUCUGUGAGAGUGUCGCAGGCAAAGAACCCCAAGGUAGCUUUAUCCUCCCAGAAGAGCCAUCCCUGUGAGAGUUGUGGGCGAGUCCUGAAAGACAUCUUUUACUUGUUUGAACAGCAGGGAACACCACAUAGCCUGAAACUGUUGAGGUGUGGAGCAUGUGCAAAGCAGUUUUAUUUCAGCAAGAAAACCAUUGGCUGCAACCAGUUGCUUGCUCAGGACCAUAGUGUCCAUAAUGGAAUACAGUGUCUUGUGUGCCGUGAAUGUGAGAAGUCUUUUACAAAAAUCUCUGACCUCCAUUAUCAUCAGAAAUAUCACACAGGAGAAAGGCCAUACAAGUGCAGUGAAUGUGGGAGAUGCUAUAGAAAACACUCCACACUCAUUCAACACCAGCAAGUUCAUUCUAUAGAAAAGUGUCAUGAGUGUGCUGAAUGUGGGAAAUUCUUUAUCCACAGGGGAGCCCUUGUGCAACACCAGAGAGUUCACACUGGAGAAAAGCCAUAUAAAUGUGAUGAGUGUGGAAAAUCCUUUAGUCAAUCUUCAACCCUCGUUGAACACCAGAGAGUUCACACUGGAGAAAAGCCAUAUGAGUGUGUUGAAUGUGGGAAAUAUUUUGCCACAAUCUCUAGACUUUAUGGCCAUCAGAGACUUCACACUGGAGAAAGGCCUUAUGAGUGCAGUCAGUGUGGAAAAUCUUUUACCAGAAGCUGUAAUUUGCGUCGUCAUCAGAAAUGUCACAGCGGAGAAAAACACGAAUGCAGUCAGUGUGGGAAAUCUUUUACCGAUAUGGGAAACCUCUGUCGUCAUCAGAGACUUCACAAUGGAGAAAGGACUUAUGAGUGCAAUCAGGGUGGGAAAUCUUUUGCCGAUAGCAGAAACCUCCGUCAUCAUCAGAGGGUUCACACUGGAGAAAGGGCUUACAAGUGCACUCAGUCGGAAACCUCCGUUGUCAUCAGAGACUUCACACUGUAG